AUGGAUGAUAGAAUCAGCGAACUCCCUGAUGAUAUUCUUCAACACAUCCUCUCCUUUAUCGACACAUGUGAAGUUGUACGAACUUCCAUUCUCUCCAAGAGAUGGAAACACCAGUGGCGUUUCCUCCUCAACAAGGAAGACAGAAUAACCCAAUUGCCGGUUGAUAGAACAGAUGAUCUUCGGCGAGAUUUGCUAACUCGAGGACCCUAUCACUUUGUCUCCGAAUUCCUCUCUCACCGCGACGCUGCUGCUCCCCUUCACGACUUCCACCUCUCACUCGACACCAAUCUUUGGGUCCGUAAAGAUUUGGCACUCGUGGAGGAAUGCGUGCUCUAUGCCAUCAAUCAGGGCGUUCAAUCCCUCCGCCUCCACGUGCCCAAAGAUGUACCUCUGAGGCUUCCCGCCUCGCUUUUAACAUCCACGAUGCUGCGGGAGCUCGUGAUCAGGCAGAAACACCAGGAUUCGAGGGUUCGUAUACCAGCACGGUUUUCUUUGCCAAAUUUGAAAACCCUUUACCUUGACGUCGAUUUGUCCUUCAACUAUGAUGACUGGAUGGAGCCUUUUUCUGGCCUCCCGGAGCUCGAGAAACUUUCCGUGAGAGUAUCGAAUGACUUUGUUUUAAAGGCUCCUCCCAAGCUUAGAGUUCUUGAAAUCUUUGGAACUAGUUCUCCUAUCCGAAUCGAAGUGAUUUCCGCUCCGUUGCUUACCUCGUUUAGAUACGAGGGUCUUGAACCUUUCGAAUGUUCGAAGAUGAAUCUCCCGAUGUUGGAGGAAGUCGAUUUAGACAUUCAUGGAAUUAUUUACGAAACAUUGAAAUGGAAUUGUGUUAAGUUGCUUCACCAACUUGGAAAUGCUACCAUUGUUUCACUCACUUUGAACACUCUUAUGAUUCUUGAACUGGAUGGUGGUCCCAUUGAACAAACUCCUCCAUUUCCGAACCUCAAAUGUCUCAAGGUGAGGAAAGGACUUUACUCGGAUCAUACAGUGCAUCAGAGUGUAAUGAACUAUUUGACAAUAGGAACUUUGUAUUUUGGGUCAUCAUUGAAGGUAGAGAUUCCUCGUGAUGUGGCUGUGGUUCAACAGCAUCCCCAAGUCUAUGAUCAAUUAUAA
This is a messenger RNA of Salvia hispanica, 1110 nucleotides long. The record is from RefSeq and is a predicted model, not a curated record. Lineage: Eukaryota; Viridiplantae; Streptophyta; Magnoliopsida; Lamiales; Lamiaceae.